AUGGACACAGCCACCGCUCAGAUGAAGAUGAGUGUAUUCCUGUUCUGCCUGAUCCUCGUUGCUAUGGACUACAGUCCAAGCUCCGCCCACAUGGUACCGGACAGCAGCCUCUCCACCAAUGAGCUGCAAGUAUCCAACCCUCUGGGCCAGAGCCUGGAUGCCCAGGCUCCGCCGGUGGUCAUCGUAGAAUUACCAAAACCAAAGAAAAAUAAGAGAAAGAAACAGAAAAAGGUGAAAGCCAGAUCCCGCAGACCUCAGGCGUUAAGCAGGGCAGGGCCUGAACAAGUACACGCGGAAGAGACCUCCUCCCGCCAACUGUGUGGCUCUGGGCGCCAUCUGCAAAUCCAACUCCGUCUGCUGCGACUUCUGCGCCUUCUGCCAGUGUCGUCUGUUCAGGACCGUGUGCUUCUGCCGCAUGGGGAACCCCCGCUGCUGAGACCCCCUGCUGAGACCUCCUGCUGA
Messenger RNA from Knipowitschia caucasica, 462 nucleotides. The record is from the annotation of a GenBank genome assembly. NCBI's taxonomy places the organism in Eukaryota, Metazoa, Chordata, Actinopteri, Gobiiformes, Gobiidae.